Molecule: messenger RNA, 1028 nt
Organism: Camellia sinensis
Lineage: Eukaryota; Viridiplantae; Streptophyta; Magnoliopsida; Ericales; Theaceae
Product: large ribosomal subunit protein uL1
Biological process (GO): translation
Cellular component (GO): large ribosomal subunit
Molecular function (GO): RNA binding; structural constituent of ribosome
Source: RefSeq, a predicted model, not a curated record
UUUAGGGUUUGCGCAGUUGGAAGUUAUUCAUCUCACUACUAAACCUAGCUGCCUCUCUUUGCAGCUACCUCACUCGUCGCCCAUCUCAAACACACAAACCCUAGUCUUGGGUUUUCAUCCCAGUACAUAAAUCUGAAGAAAGGAAAAAGUUUCAGCCAUGAGUAAGCUUCAGAGUGAUGCCUUGAGGGAAGCCAUUACACAGAUUGCUAAUGAUGCUAAGGAGAAGAAGCGUAACUUCACUGAAACUAUUGAGCUCCAGAUUGGGCUGAAAAACUACGAUCCUCAGAAGGACAAGCGUUUCAGUGGUUCAGUGAAGUUGCCUCACAUUCCUCGUCCCAAGAUGAAGGUUUGCAUGCUUGGUGAUGCUCAGCAUGUGGAAGAGGCUGAGAAGAUAGGUUUGGAGUAUAUGGAUGUGGAAGGGCUGAAGAAGCUUAACAAAAACAAGAAACUGGUGAAGAAGCUUGCCAAGAAAUACCAUGCCUUCUUAGCGUCGGAAGCUGUCAUCAAGCAGAUUCCCCGUCUAUUAGGCCCUGGUCUCAACAAAGCAGGGAAGUUUCCUACCCUUGUUACUCAUCAGGAAUCUCUCGAGUCUAAAGUUAAUGAGACCAAAGCUACAGUAAAGUUCCAACUGAAGAAGGUUCUCUGCAUGGGAGUUGCUGUUGGAAACUGCAGCAUGGAGGAGAAGCAGAUCUUUCAAAAUGUGCAAAUGAGUGUUAACUUUCUAGUUUCAUUGUUGAAGAAGAACUGGCAAAAUGUGAGGUGCUUGUACUUGAAGAGUACCAUGGGGAAGCCAGUCCGCGUCUUCUGAGCCGUUCUUGAGCUGUUAGAGAGGGAUUUGUUGUUAGCAAAUGCUCAGAAAAAGAUUUUUCCUUAAAGCAAUUUCCUCUUUUCUCUUUUGUUUUUGUUUUUGUUUUUACGACACAACUCUAUGGAAUGUGAUAAACAGUAUAAUGUUUGUUUCAGCAUUUUACAUUAUGGAGGGAUUUAACUAUAAAUCAUUCAUUUACUGGCUUUUUACCAGUGAUCCU